Messenger RNA from Dermacentor albipictus, 3299 nucleotides. RefSeq lists its product as uncharacterized. The record is from RefSeq and is a predicted model, not a curated record. NCBI's taxonomy places the organism in Eukaryota, Metazoa, Arthropoda, Arachnida, Ixodida, Ixodidae.
UCGGCGGCACCGUACGGCACACGAUGCUGAAUUUCGUGUUCUGCUUUGUACAGGUGUUCCUGUGGUUACCUGGAUCCGCCCAUGACUGUUCCUUGCCACCGGCUGACUACACAUCCCGUCCAUGUACAGAGUCACCAACAGCAUUGUGUCUGCACAAUCACGUGUGGUCUACUGAUGCAUCCGUUUUCCCACCGAAAGCACCGCCGCAAGAGGACAACUGCGCAGGGCUGCCCAAACUGGACAUCUCGUUCUGCGCACGACCCAGGCGAAUUACGUCAUCAGAUGGGCAUAAAAAGACGGAUCGACCGGCUGCACCUUUCAGUGGACUCGGCGGCACCGUACGGCACACGAUGCUGAAUUUCGUGUUCUGCUUUGUACAGGUGUUCCUGUGGUUACCUGGAUCCGCCCAUGACUGUUCCUUGCCACCGGCUGACUACACAUCCCGUCCAUGUACAGAGUCACCAACAGCAUUGUGUCUGCACAAUCACGUGUGGUCUACUGAUGCAUCCGUUUUCCCACCGAAAGCACCGCCGCAAGAGGACAACUGCGCAGGGCUGCCCAAACUGGACAUCUCGUUCUGCGCACGACCCAGGCGAAUUACGUCAUCAGAUGGGCAGAAAAAGACGGAUCGACCGGCUGCACCUUUCAGUGGACUCGGCAGCACCGUACGGCACACGAUGCUGAAUUUCGUGUUCUGCUUUGUACAGGUGUUCCUGUGGUUACCUGGAUCCGCCCAUGACUGUUCCUUGCCACCGGCUGACUACACAUCCCGUCCAUGUACAGAGUCACCAACAGCAUUGUGUCUGCACAAUCACGUGUGGUCUACUGAUGCAUCCGUUUUCCCACCGAAAGCACCGCCGCAAGAGGACAACUGCGCAGGGCUGCCCAAACUGGACAUCUCGUUCUGCGCACGACCCAGGCGAAUUACGUCAUCAGAUGGGCAUAAAAAGACGGAUCGACCGGCUGCACCUUUCAGUGGACUCGGCGGCACCGUACGGCACACGAUGCUGAAUUUCGUGUUCUGCUUUGUACAGGUCUGGCAUUGUCCGUGCAAUUCCUGGAAGGCAGAGCGGGAGUCGAAUGCACUCAAGCAGCGAAGGGUACAGCGCAUCCUGGCGGCGGCGACUGAACUACACCACAUCCGAAUUUAUGUGCUGUGCAGCCGGCAGAAUCCCCACGCCUCCCUCCUUUCGUCAGCGCGUAGUAGCGGAACCUGUCUGCGUGCUGCGAGUGCAGGUGUCGUCGCCGCAAGGUCAGUGUGCAACUAUGAAAGACGGCCGACAGUGUCGCAUCUGGUCGCUGCUCUCCUGUGCUUGAGUCGCACAGGUGAAGGACAGGACUGGUGUUCUGCAUUUGCGCGAUGGACACCACACGACGCUGGUGGACAUCUAUAUCGAGAAGGAAGCGGUUCUUUCAUUCCAAAUGCCUUUUUAUACGCAACGUUGAUGUCUAUUGAUUGCGUUCUUAUUUUGUGAAAGUCGCUCUGCGAAGAGGGGCGUCCUGAGUUUGUGACGAUGAAAAUGAUUUCCUUCGUAGAAUGCAAAAACUCACUGCGGCAGACUAUUAACCAGCUACUAUACCAAAAAUGAAAAAUAACGGUGUAAGAGACACUGAUAAUUCAACGAAAGCAAAUGGGGUCGACGAAUGCGGUCGUCACUCUUGUUCUGCCUGAGUGUAGCUUGUUCUUGGGGGCACCGGUGCACUCAAUGAAGAGCUAGUUUUGAGACUAUAGCCGUUCUGCUACGUUCGGAUUCUUCACCGUCGGGACAACAGAGCAGUGUUUCUGUGUCUUGUCGUCCGUUCUUGUCUGGCACCACCUGCCUUAUUGCUUAUAAAAGAAGCAUGCAGUAAAUAAUUCGAACAAUAUAGCGUUAUAACACAAAGCACCGAUUUUAUAGUAGAAUACAAUUUCAGUGCCCCCACAAAAGGACCCUACAUAACCGUCGAGGCACUCAAAAAGCAAAGUUUAUGUACAAUACUCAAAGAAGAAUGUGGGUUUCCACACAGGCAAUAAAUUACACGCGUGGACAACUUCAACAAUGGAAGUGUAAAGCAUACAACCUCCAAAAUUUUCCAUAUUAUCGCACAAACAUGCCAUGUAAUGUGCCAUUGUUCAUGACAAGCAAAAAAUCGGCGCUUUAGAAUGAUGUCAACCGACGAGGUUGGCAGUGGGACAGAAUAUUUAGAGGCGACGGAUCGACCGACAUGACUUCGGCCUAUCGCAAUCGCAAUGGAUGUCGUAUAGACGAUGAAACAGAUGAACCUUCAACACUUCAAAUGUCGUUCGUGCGGACCACGUGGAGCCGACCACUCAUUCAUAAGAUAGCGUCAUAGACGCAGCCCGAUUACGUCGCCGUGCUUACAGUCGCUUAGGUGAUAAUAAAUAUCUAUGAUUAACAGACUUUUCAACCUCACUUGCAUGAGUCAGCCGUCGCCAGCCGCACGCACCGAGUCAGAUUCGACAUUGUUAGCUUGCAAUGAAAUACAGGUUUUGCUACAUGCGAACGGCUGCGUGUAGGUUCAAAAAUAAUCAAUACGGUCGAGGAAGAUGCCUCUCACUUUGCCAAAACACACAGCUUCUUUUGUUCUGUCAAUGGAACAACACCGUUACCUAUAUCAGAACCCAGGUACGUUUAAUGAGUGACUUCAGGCAUACGGUAACACUAUUCAUGUUCCACCGUCUGUUCGGGCAUGAUAUGUACCUUUUUAUUUACUACAAUGAGCUGAGUAUAGAGAGUGUUACCCGUCCUUGCGUCUUUCCUGUUCUCUUAUUUUCGCUAAUUCUGUUAAGCUCUGGAAAUGCAUGAAACUAGGUGCAAAACUGCGAAAAGUUGAGCGCUUUCCAUAUUCAUCCCACUGUUUAACACUUCAAAUUUCUGUCUUCCUGUUAAACCUCUGUCUUAUUUCAACAAAGAAAUGGGCCAUUUUUCAAACAAGUAUAAGUCGUGAUGCUGUUCAAAGCUUCAAUCUCACUUUAACGGAAAAAAAUGUUUUGGACAGCUAUACUGAGUGAGAAAUUAUUCAGCAGUACCAUUCACUGUUGUAACUUUAAAAUUUAAUGGUCUCAGCGGAUCUGAUAUCCUCAGAUACCGUUAUCUUUUUUUCCCGACAGAUUCCUUCACAUAAUAUAGGUUGGCAGGAGAGCUAGCGAACUACAUCAUACUUGUUGCAACAAUCAAAAGUGAAGUUUGGCAGCAAUGACUGAAAGAAAAAAAAAAGCUUUCCACAAUGUUUCUGAAAUUCCUCCAAGAAAGCUGCUACACUAAUUAAUGCACCACCACCCCUACAUAGAAUAAUUA